Messenger RNA from Eremothecium sinecaudum, 1908 nucleotides. RefSeq names its product Hsp70 family ATPase SSQ1 (gene SSQ1). Lineage: Eukaryota; Fungi; Ascomycota; Saccharomycetes; Saccharomycetales; Saccharomycetaceae. Gene Ontology annotation, biological process: cellular response to unfolded protein; protein refolding. Bases 1 to 1908 code for a protein of 635 amino acids. Gene Ontology annotation, molecular function: ATP hydrolysis activity; ATP binding; heat shock protein binding. Gene Ontology annotation, cellular component: cytoplasm; mitochondrion. The transcript has a single exon. The record is from RefSeq and is a predicted model, not a curated record.
AUGAACUUGUGCAGCCCUAUUAACCGUUUAUUCUUGCGGCAAGCAAGCACCAAAGUUAUUGGUAUUGAUUUAGGAACUACAAAUAGUGCCGUUGCGUACAUUAGGGACUCCAAUAAUCUUCAGUCUGCUACAAUAAUAGAAAAUGAUCAAGGUCAACGUACGACACCAUCAAUAGUAGCUUAUAAUAAAGCUGGGGAUGCUAUUGUAGGAUCGGUGGCCAAAAGACAAGCGGCUCUUAAUCCAAAGAGUACGUUUUUUGCAACUAAACGACUAAUAGGAAGAUUAUAUGAUGACCCUGAGACCCAAAGAGAUUUAAAAACCCUUCCAUAUAAAAUUAUUCGCAAUGAAGAAAACGCAUAUGCAUAUCUAGAAACUUCUAAUGGACAGGUAAAGUCUCCUGCUGAGAUUGGCUCAGUUAUUUUAUCUUAUUUGAGAAAAUCUGCGGAAGAAUACCUAAAUGAGAAGAUCGAUAAAGCAGUAGUUACAGUCCCUGCCUAUUUUAAUGAUGCCCAAAGACAAGCUACAAAGGAAGCUGGUACCAUGAUUGGACUUAAGGUAUUGCGUGUUGUUAAUGAACCCACAGCAGCAGCUCUAAGUUUCGGUCUAAAUGCUAAAAAUAACGGCCUGGUAGCUGUUUAUGACUUGGGCGGGGGAACAUUUGAUAUAUCUUUGCUUGAUAUUGAAGGUGGCGUUUUCGAAGUUAAGGCAACUAAUGGUGAUACCCAUCUUGGGGGAGAAGAUUUUGACAAUGUCCUUGUUAACUAUAUUGUUGAUGAAUUUAUAAAACAAAAUCCAGGCGUUGAGAAAACCUCUAUUACUAGUAAUGGAGAGGUGAUACAGAGAAUUAAAGAUGCCGCAGAAAAGGCUAAGAUUGAGUUGUCUCAUGUCAGUGAGACUGUCAUUGACUUGCCCUUUAUUUACGAUGAAAAGCACCUCCAGUUAACGCUGAAGGAGGAGGAGCUGGAUAACAUGACUAUGCAUUUGAUCAAAAAAACAAUUGCACCUGUUUAUAAAGCAUUAAGUGAUGCUGAUGUUGAACCAGAAGAUGUUGACGAAAUUAUCUUAGUAGGAGGCAUGACUAGAAUGCCAAAGAUCAGAAGUAUGGUUAGCGAGGUUUUUAACAAAAAGGUGAACACGACUGUUAACCCAGAUGAAACUGUUGCAUUAGGUGCUGCAAUUCAGGGAGGUAUUCUUAGUGGAGAGAUAAAGAAUGUAUUGCUGCUGGAUGUGACUCCAUUGACUCUUGGUAUCGAAACAUUUGGUGGAGUCUUUUCUCCCUUAAUUCCAAGAAACACAACCAUUCCAAUUAGGAAGACAGAAGCUUUCAGUACUGGAGCUGACGGGCAAACAGGAGUGGAAAUUCGUAUUUACCAAGGAGAACGUGGACUAGUUCGUGACAAUAUCAAGAUUGGUGAUUUUACGUUGGCAGGGAUUCCUCCAAAGCCAAAGGGCACGCCUCAAAUACAAGUAACUUUCGAUAUUGACGCAGAUGGUAUAAUUACUGUGUCUGCGAAAGAAGUAAGUUCUGGGAAGGAGCAUUCAGUGAACGUUAUCCCUAAUACAGGUCUUACAGAGGCUCAAAUACAGAAAAUUAUUGAAGAAGCAAAUGCUAACAAGGAGCGCGACAUGUUGAUCAAAAAACGGCUAGAAGUUGUCAAUAACGCCGACUUAAUGAUCACAGAUACCGAAGGAGUAUUUGAAAAACAUCAAAACCUUAUAAACAAGGAGGAAUCCUACCCGGGGCUCUUAGAAACACUGAAGAACUUGAGGACGAAAAUCAACCACUUUAAGGCCAAUGACUCGGAUAUGAGUAUAGAUGUGGACCAGAUCAAACGACAAGCAGAUGCCUUACAGCUAAAGGCACUACAGCUAUUCCGGGACGUUUCAAAGAAACAAAACACAAAAUAA